Vitrella brassicaformis is the source of this 1535-nucleotide messenger RNA. The record is from the annotation of a GenBank genome assembly. Lineage: Eukaryota; Vitrellaceae.
CCCAUCAAAGCAUUCUCGGUCUCUCUGUCACGCCAUUCACACAGCCAUCCGUUCAAUCAUCCCAGCAGACAGACAGACAGAGAGGGAGGCAGGCCAGCCAUAGUUGCACCGUGGAUCUUUGCUAUCACAUCCUGGCACGCACCAUCCAUGGCAACCAGGCGACUACGAGACAGCACGAUGCAAUGACGGCUGGCUGGGCUGGGAGGAUAUCCGUGUGCUGGCGCUCGGCUCGGAAAAAGGCACACAAAGAAGCGGCGGUCGAUUUAGCAGCACGCACGUACCUGCCUUGGCCACGAAAAAUUGAAUACCUUGACAGAACGAAUUGUCUCAAAGGGCAAACACCCCACAUAUGAAAUGCAGCAAACGCUUCGCAGACGUAUCUGCCUGUCUCAGCUGGCUAUCAUUACAGCAAACAACAGUCGCUACCCAACAGUCUACCCAACACAACACCUGCACACCAUAUGGCAACAGAUAGCAGGCACGAGUCAAUCAAUCACAACGGAGUCAAUCAGUCAACGCACGUGUCCUUGGCUGGUUAUCGGUGGCGGCUGCAAGACCUAUUGAAUGAAUGUGCUCUUGGACGGCCCCGGGGCAGGGCAUGUAUGUCGGGCGACUAGUCAUAUAUGGGAACGGGCAGACCGAUAGGGAAAAGGAGAGCCCAUCGAACGGGCCCUGAAACAAACCACACCACACCACGCCACACCACACACCACCACACAUACAGGGAGAGACCAUGUGCCCAUCCAGCCCAUCGGUGUAGCUUUCUUCCCAUUAAUUUCGUCUCACUUGGCGCCCGCUUGAUGUAAAAGCGUAUCGGAUUGCGGCCGUUGUCGCCCACAUCCUUGAACGCCUCAGCCACAGUGUCGGCAACGCUGAUGGAUCGGUUCUGCAGAAGGACGUUUCCUGGGUUGAUGUACCCGGCUGGGUAGUGACGCGACGCCUUGACCUCUCUGCACAAGGCUCCCACCUUGGCGUCCGCCGGAACAGUCACCGGCGUAUAAAUGAUCGUGCUGUUGUCGACUUCUUCGAGGGUCACCCACUUGGUGAGCUGCCCCUGUGCACCGCCGGACCUCGUCGAGGCGGCCCUCUGAAUGCUGCGCAGCAUGUCGGGGGGCUGACUCAUGCCACGGUGCCACCGUGCCGCACACGGCAUAGUGCGGACAGAGGGGCGAAGGAAUGCGGCGCCAACGCCAAUCUGCAGGUCGACAGACACGCACAGAACAAACACGAACAAAAAGGUGAGGGCUCCACAGACACAUCCAAUGCGUUCACGCCUUCUCCCUUCCUUGCCCUUCAUCUCCACCCACCAGCGUGUUGCUGCGUCCUGUCGAUGGCGAGUGCGCAGUCAACCAGGGCACCAUAACGGCCAGAAAGGCCAGAGUGACGCAACAAGAGAUCCGGCUUUCCAUGGCGGCCAUAGGUCGGGAGGGCGGGCGAAGAGGGUCAGGAUGCAUCUGGCAGCAUCUGGCGGUCCCCCUGUCACUCAACGCUCCAUGUAAUCGGGUCAGAAUCACACGAGUUGUUCAAUGGACUCG